Messenger RNA from Branchiostoma belcheri (Belcher's lancelet), 2799 nucleotides. Its product is annotated as membrane-associated phosphatidylinositol transfer protein 1-like. Gene Ontology annotation, biological process: phospholipid transport. Lineage: Eukaryota; Metazoa; Chordata; Leptocardii; Amphioxiformes; Branchiostomatidae. The transcript is spliced from 19 exons. Gene Ontology annotation, cellular component: cytoplasm. The record is from RefSeq and is a predicted model, not a curated record. Bases 46 to 2799 code for a protein of 917 amino acids. Gene Ontology annotation, molecular function: phosphatidylinositol binding; metal ion binding; phosphatidylcholine binding.
GUUUGUUCUGUUGUCUGUCAGGAACGCUGCAACACAAACUCAGGAAUGUUGAUCAAGGAAUACCGGAUUCCGCUGCCUCUCAGUGUGGAGGAGUAUCGCAUUGCUCAACUGUACAUGAUACAGAAAAAGUCAAGAGAAGAGAGCCAGGGAGAAGGGAAUGGUGUGGAGAUCCUAGUGAACGAGCCGUACCGAGAUGGCCCCGGGGGCAGCGGGCAGUACACACGGAAAGUUUACCACAUCGGGACCCACAUUCCCAGCUGGUUCAGAUCCAUUCUGCCCAAGGCUGCCCUGAGGGUAGAGGAGGAAGCGUGGAACGCCUACCCGUACACCCGGACCCGCUACACCUGCCCCUUCAUCGAGAAGUUCUUCCUGGAGAUAGAGACCAAGUACUGUGCAGACGGCGGCAAGCAGGACAACGUCUUCAACCUGAGCGGAGCUGAGAAAAGGAACAGGAUAGUCGAUGUGAUAGAUGUAGUGAAAGACGACCUGCCUGCCCAUGAUUAUAAGUUAGAGGAGGACCCGGCUCUGUACAAGUCUGCCAAAACCGGCCGCGGACCGCUGGGACCGGACUGGAAACAGAAGUGCCAAGACUCCCCGAAUCAGGACAUCAUGUGCUCCUACAAGCUCUGCAAAGUGGAGUUCCGGUACUGGGGGAUGCAGAACAAGAUAGAGAAGUUCAUCCAUGAUGUUGCCCUAAGGAAGACCAUGCUGCAGGCCCACCGGCAGGCCUGGUGCUGGCAGGAUGAGUGGGAAGGGCUGGAGAUAAACGACAUCCGCAGGCUGGAGAAGGAGACACAGCUGGCUCUGGCCCACAAGAUGCAGCGUCAGGGCAGCAGCAGCAGCCUGCAGGAGGCACACGUGCCGCCGAAGCCUGCUGCGCCUGCUGCGUCACUCCCUGCUACAGAGGAGACCCCGGCCGGGCCGCAGGCUGCUGAGGACAAGACUAAGCAGGCCGCAGAUACCAACAGGAGCACCAACGGUUGCGAGACGAGGAACUUCUACGAGUGGAGAUUCCAGAGCAUCGUGCGUGACUCGGAGAGCUGCUCCAGCUCGGAUGAGGAGUUCUUCGAUGCUCAGGAUGCUCUGGACGAGACGCUGCUGACCAAGUGGAGCUCCGAGGAGAUGGUUGCUAUGGACACAGUUGCUAUGGAUACGGUUGCUAUGGACACGGUUGCCAUGACACCCGAGACACCUGGGAAACAACAGGAGAAAGAUGACUUUAAUGAGACGAGGAAAGAGCCCAGGGAGCAUGCUGGGAUACCAUCCUCCCGGCUGGAGCGACACAGUGCACAGAGAUUACCCACAAUCCUCCAGUCCACGUCGCAAGGUGCCGCCUCCGGACCAUGCAGUCUGCUCAUCCUGGUUCUCCAUGGAGGCAGUAUUCUGGACCAGGGUCCGUCCAUCCUGGGUUCCAAACAGUCGGACAUCAGCACCUUUACCUCCACCUGUGAGUCGGUGAUCCAGGCGCACUUCCCCUCCAUGUCCGGCCAGGUGUGCAUCCAGCUGGUCACCUGCCCACGCGCCUGUGUGGAGGCACUGUCUCUGCUGACCAGUGUAAGCCCGUUCAGCACAGAGGCAGUGUCGCCCCACAGUAAGGCUCGGGUGCUGAGUAAGGAACACCUGCCCAUCGGAGCCAUGCCUCUGCUCGCUGCCGUCAGCGCAGACUUCCCCGAGCACGUGGCGGCCGUCAUCAGCCGAGCAAACCAGGUGUUCCACGACUUCCUGGCCUCACCUGAGGGAGCCGGCUUCUGUGGACAGGUAUGUCUGAUAGGUGACUGUGUGGGCGGUAUCCUUGGUUACGAGGCGCUGUGUGUGAGCCAGGACCACAGCCCCUGCAGCCCGUACACGCCCUGCACACCUGGGCCUGCACAGGACGGCAGCCCCGGAACACCUGCCGGCACACCUGCCGAAACACCUGGGCACGGCACCGACUCACCUGCCGAAACACCUGAGGGGCCCAGCUGCACACCUGAGGGGCCCGGGUUGGGUCCGGGUCUGGAGGAGAGUCCAGCCGACUCCGACAGAGAAGUCUCGUCUCCCAGCUGCAGAUUUCUCAGCAUGCCGUCUGGUCAGGACCCCGACUCUUCCACCGGGCAGUUCCACCUGUCCUACGGCAGUCCGGACCUUACUGCAGCAGGAGACCAGCCCAUGAAGUUUGAUUUUGAAGUUGGGGAUUUUUUCCUGUUUGGGUGUCCUCUCAGCCUCAUCCUCAUUCUGCGGCAGUUAGCAGCAGGGAGCGACAAGAAAGUUUGCCCCGCCCAGCCGGCGUGUACCCAGGUGUACAACAUGUUCCACCCGACCGACCCUCUGGCUGCCCGGCUCGAGCCUCUGCUGCAGGACCAGUUCUCUCACAUCGCGCCAGUCUCUGUCUCCAGAUACCACAAGUUUCCUCUGGGAGAUGGAACCACUAACUUACUGGUCGACACAGUUCAGAGCCACCCCAGCCUGUUCAUGUCCACGCUGCCUCUCCAGACAGAAGAGCGACGCCCCAGCGAAGCCUCCGUCUCCAGUCAGACUUCGCAGGCCUCUGGGCAGGGAGAGGCCUUCCACUGCCUGGCUAACGUCACAACGAGGUGGUGGGGAGCGAAGAAACUAGACUAUGCGCUGUACUGUGUUAGUACCAGCUGGGCUGAUGUAACCACCCGCUGGUGGGGAGCAAAGAGACUAGACUACGCCCUGUACUGCCCCGAGGCCCUUACAGCCUUCCCCUCCAUGACUCUGCCCUACCUGUUCCACGCCAGCUACUGGGAGUCCACUGAUGUCAUCGCCUUCAUACUCCGACAGGGCCCCGAGUGCUGA